Messenger RNA from Cyphomyrmex costatus, 1734 nucleotides. RefSeq names its product ubiquitin-conjugating enzyme E2 J2. The record is from RefSeq and is a predicted model, not a curated record. The transcript is spliced from 4 exons. The coding region runs from base 577 to 1278 and encodes 233 amino acids. Lineage: Eukaryota; Metazoa; Arthropoda; Insecta; Hymenoptera; Formicidae.
UGCAGCACGUAGAGAUGAAUUAAUUCAGCGGAUCUCGCAGUCAGAUGUUUCCCGUCGUCGCGCGACAGCUCACCGCGCUGUCAAGUUCCGUUUCGACCGGCGGUCGUGCGCGCUUUCAUUUCACCGAGGUGAUACGUCACUCAAGCGCUUAUCGGGCUUAUCUCAUUCUCACCCAGUCCAACGCCCGUCGACUUUUAACGAACAGCUGAGCGUUUCUUAAGAAUCUUAAGUUUUCGUGUUUAUCGCCAGAUUUGCACAUUUAUCAGUCCGCGCGACAUAAUCCUACCUCGUGCUGUCACACCGUCUGUCUCGGCCACGCAAGCGGACUGAAGCGGACUCAAAAGAACAUCGCGGCGAUCAAUUCCACGUGGACGUCGUGGACGCGCCCGCAAUGCGACUCGAGGAUCGUGCAAUUUGACGACGCUGAGAGAACGAGGACUGGAGUAGCUGGAGCAAGACUUCGACCUGUAAGCAUCGCUUGAAACAACGAACUGAGUCAUCAAAGCGCGGAAUCUGGUUCACACUGAGCGGAGAAAAUAUCUUUAACAGUAUCCGUUGCAAGUAACACUGGGCUACAUGGUAAGAAUGAACAGAAAGACCAACAGUGCGACGGCCAGAUUGAGACAGGACUAUCUACGCCUCAAAAGAGAUCCAGUGCCAUAUGUUCUUGCGGAGCCAGUACCUUCGAAUAUCUUGGAAUGGCAUUACGUGGUCAAAGGACCGGAAAAAACGCCAUACGAGGGUGGAUUUUAUCAUGGAAAACUCAUAUUUCCAGGAGAAUUUCCAUUCCAACCUCCUAGCAUUUACAUGACCACUCCUAAUGGCCGAUUUAAAGUCAAUACGAGACUGUGUUUGUCCAUUUCCGACUUUCAUCCAGAUACAUGGAAUCCAGCGUGGAGCGUAUCUACUAUUCUUACUGGCUUACUCAGUUUUAUGAUUGAGAAGAGUCCCACGCUUGGCAGUAUUAAUACAACAGAUUAUGAGAAGAGGCAACUGGCUGCACAAAGCUUAGAAUAUAAUUUGAGGGACAAGAUGUUCUGCGAACUCUUUCCAGAAACUGUCGAGACGAUCAGAGCGGAACUGGAACGUCGAAAAGAACUUGAGAAACAAGCGAGGCAUCAGUCUGCUGCGGCCGAAGUCUCUUCGUUGAUACGAGACCAAUUCCAGAGAGAUCAGAGUCCACUGCACAGCGCAUUAGCAAAUCUCGUUGUCAUCAUUGGCUUCGCGGCGUUCGCGUACACGGUGAAUUAUGUACUGAAAAGCAUAGCCAUGGAAUAAGUCCAAAUCAGAAUACUGUAUAUUUUAAGCUACACGAGACAAAAGAAAAGAGAGCUGUGACGAUCACCUACAUAUAUCCUAGAAAGAGGAUUACAUGAAAGAAGAUAUAGGUUAUACCUACCUAUCGAUCAGUCUUUCAAAUUCGUGCAAACCAAGAUUUCAUUCGGUUCCACGCGGCUUGGAACCUUCGCCAGUAAAACUGUGGAUAGCUUCAUAGAUUUUUAUAUCAAGGAUUGAUUGUAAGAUACAAGCUGUAUUAUACUUGCAAAUUCUAUGCGCUCUAGCCAUUAACGGAUAAUCCUUCAAUUCGCAUAAAACGUACGCAAGACGAAAUGUAUAAUCGCAGUGGCUUCCCUGCCAUUUUUCUUAUCGGACUUGCUGUCUUCUGACUUGUAAACAUAAAUACGAGGAAUCAAGUUUCUUCUUUGCGGUGCUGAUAUCCUUCCUUUUAUUGAA